This is a messenger RNA of Rhagoletis pomonella (apple maggot), 2974 nucleotides long. RefSeq names its product glycogen-binding subunit 76A (gene Gbs-76A). Gene Ontology annotation, biological process: regulation of glycogen biosynthetic process. The record is from RefSeq and is a predicted model, not a curated record. The coding region runs from base 776 to 2692 and encodes 638 amino acids. Gene Ontology annotation, cellular component: protein phosphatase type 1 complex. The transcript is spliced from 3 exons. NCBI's taxonomy places the organism in Eukaryota, Metazoa, Arthropoda, Insecta, Diptera, Tephritidae. Gene Ontology annotation, molecular function: glycogen binding; protein phosphatase 1 binding.
UUACAAAUUUACAUACUUUCUUACAUACAUAAAUAUAUACGAAUAAAUGAACAUCUGGGAGUACUACUAAGUAUAUCAGCUGUGGUGCAUCUGAACGAAAUUAAUUGGGAGUAUCUUAAGUCCGUACACGAGCCGAAUGUCAGAAGAGAGAAAAUGGAAAAAAUAAACAUCUUACUGCCAGAAUCAGCGAGCAGGGUGAUAUUAGCACAAAAAUGAGAUACAAAUACAAAACAGAGAGCGGAGGACAACCAACCAACCAACCAACCAACCAACCAACCGAACGACCAACCAUUGAGCUAAGGCAGGCGCGGUGGGAUUCGUUAUACCAGCGAGCCAUACACCCGUCAAGUUGCGAUACGACCUUGCAAUACCCUUGAAUGACACUCUUUAUUGUGCGCACCGUGUCCAAGAUGACGACGAGCACAAAAGCGACGCAACGGUAGAAGAAGUCGAAAUAUUAAAAGUGAACUUUUGUGUGUUUUUGUCUUUUCGUGUGUAGUUCACGCGUUCGCUUUUCGUUUAUUAAAAACAAAAUAUAAUAGCUGGCAAAAAAAAAAAAUAAUAAUAAAAAUUCUCCUAAAUGUGAAGAAAAUAAAUAUCAAUUUAAAUCAAUUCAAAUAAAAUGUUCUGCAAUGCAUUAAGCAACAACAUCAGCAAGAAACCAUACCAAAUAUACGAUCGCAACGUCGACUGUCUGGCUUAAAUCUGUGACAUUUCACUAACGAAAUUUUACGCAAGGUCAAAGCAAAAAUUAUACAAUAAAAGUUUCUGGUAAAUGCCAAUGAACGGACCCGGCGAUAUUCCUUUGAAUGAUAAUACCAGUAGCACACCCGACCCAAAAGCUUGCAGUAUAAUAUCUGUUAUUCCAACACUAGGCAUGUCAUCAUGUCGUGGUAGAGCGGAGGCUUUCGCGCGUAGUUUAUCCUCCAAAUUGCGUACAUUGGGCACACAGAAUGACGAUGGCGCGCUGUCGCAAGAAGAAGAAUCGAUAAUAAAUGAAAACAACGCAGCUAACACAUGGCAAACUACAAAUGAUGCUGAGCAGACAGUCACAGAUCUGCAGCCAUUACGCCAUGAAUCGGACUCCUUCUUUGAUUUCGAUUGUGAGCUGGAAAGUCCUGGCAGCCCAGCCGAUGAGUGUGAAUAUUUACGACUGAUAGAAACCGCAUCUAAUACACCACACAAUUCGGCAGCUGAAUCGGGCUACAUUUGCGCAUCGACCUCGAGCAGUCGGGGUUCAGCCGACGCGCCAUACUUUGAGCAUAUACAUCAUGAUGAUGAUGACACAAUCGAUGGACCAGGAUGUGCGCCCACACUACACAAUGGCUACGCCACAAACGAAAGCAAACAUCAUGAAGAGCAUGACGAUACAUCUUCAGUGAUAAGCAAGAGUCUAGAAGAUGCUGAUAAUGCAGCGGAUACAACAACAGCAACAGCGGAUACAACAACAGCAACAGCGGAUACGACAGCAACAACAGCCACAACGGAACUGCAAGAGGAACAACUGGUGGCGCCAGCGAGUGCAGAUAAGAGCCCCACAUCUUUAGACCUUGUCUCUUUACAAGAUGAAAUAAUCAAUGAACUGCAAGAACAUAGCGCGCGCAUCGGCAAUUUAAUUGAGUCUAUGCAGACACAAGCAAACACUGAAAUCAAUACUGUGCCAGAAAUCACACAAUCACACCUCUUGAAUGGCAAAACGGAUGAAGAAACUUUACCCCCUGAAAACCUUGACAAUUUAAAGCAAUUGGAUAUCGAAGGGACGACGACGUCCGCGACGACGACUGAACCAAUUAACAAAGCAGAAAAAAACGCCCAAAACGAAGUACAAAUAGGGUUAGACACAUACGAGUCCGCCCGUACAAGCACUCAGGAACAAGUAGUAGCUGACGCAAAUCAUAAACAAAAUGGUGCCAAGGCAGAAAAGUCCACAUUCGAUGGCCACGAUGACGACGAAGACGACUGUAGGCCACAGCGUGUGCGACGUUGCUCUUCGUUGAAGACGGGCAAGACACCACCCGGUACACCUGGGCGCAAAAAAAUCGUACGUUUCGCCGACGUGCUCGGCCUCGAUUUGGCCGAUAUAAAAACCUUUCUCGAUGAAAUACCAACUAUACCAAAAUCUGCAUUUGAAGAUUUGGAAGUGCUGGAAUCGGAACCGCCCAUACAGUUGGGACCAAAAUCCGACAAGCUGCUCAUGCCGCUAUUUCAACAGCCUGGUGGCCUGCCGAAAUUUCUCGAUCGUGUACGCGAAAAGCAGGUGUCCCUGGAGAAUGCAGCGGUAACAGAUCACAUCAAUCAAACAAUUACCGGCACAGUGCGUGUACGCAAUUUGGACUUCAACAAAUCGGUACACAUACGAUACUCGUUGGAUAAUUGGCGCAGCUAUGCUGACCUGCAGGCCAACUAUGCGGAGAAUUCAUGUGAUGGUUUCUCUGACAAAUUUACCUUCUUUCUCUUUGGCAAUUCAUUGCAAAUUGGUCAGCGUAUAGAGUUUGCGGUACGUUUUCAAUGUAAAGGACAACAGUUUUGGGAUAAUAAUUAUGGUACGAACUAUUGCUUCCAAUGCUUGCCAGCGUCAACGCCCAUCAGCACAAAUCAUACACAAGCCAUACACGUGCAGACGACACUGAGUCACUCAGUUGGUAUAUUUAGUCCAACAGUUGGUGAGGCAUGGUGCAGCUCCUUCUAUUAGUGAUUUGAAAAAAAAAAAAAACAAAAAACAAGAAAUGUUGAUAAUUAAAAAUUCAUUUGUUAAUAAUAACACUGCGUAAUAGUGAAAAUAACUAGUGACAUGGAACGGCACAAAGCGCAAUUUGUGAGUGGGGUCGAGUGUGAUAAAAAAUUGGUGUAUUCGAAAUUCUAAGUACAUAGUUCUGAAGGACUUGGACUGUAGGCGAAAACUAAUUCUUCUGGUAAUAGCUUAAGGAUUUGGCUCACAAUAGUAAAGUCUUUAUAAGAGCCAGCAAAAAAAAAA